GAAUUAAUUCUUCUUGGCUUCGAUCAUAUUCAGAGAUGGACAGGAUUACUCUUCCUCCUGUUCCUGAUCAUCUACGUGCUGACAGUGGUUGGAAAUCUUUUGAUCAUCAUCUUGGUAUCAAUCAGUCAUCGCCUUCAAUCCCCCAUGUAUCUAUUUCUCAGGAACCUCUCCCUGUGUGAGGUCCUCUUUACUACAAACAUUGUGCCCAAAAUGCUCCAGGUCAUACUACAAGGAAGAAGCUCCAUAUCAUUUGCCGGCUGUCUGAGCCAACUCUAUGUGUUUGCAGCCACAGGAAUAGCAGAAUGUCUUCUUCUCACGUCAAUGUCCUACGACCGGUACUUGGCCAUCUGCAAGCCUUUGCAUUAUUCCUCCAUCAUGAGUUUCAAACAGCAUGCCUACUUAGUCACCUUCUCAUGGGCGUGUGCGAUAAUCCUACCUGAAAUUUCCAUAAGUAUCAUUUGUUUUCUUGACUUCUGUGGAUCUAAUACCAUUGACCACUUCUUUUGUGAUUUUGCUCCACUCAUCAAACUCUCUUGCUCUGACACCUCAACAGUAGAAUUUGAAGUCUUUGCUCAAACUAUUCCCGUUUUUCUUUUUACUUUUAUCUACAUUAUAGGAACUUAUUUCAAUAUUUUCCUUGCCAUCUUGAAGAUUUCCUCCACAGUUGGGCGCCAGAAGGCUUUCUCUACCUGUAGCUCCCACCUGACUGUUGUGAGUAUGUAUUACGGCACCAUGAUCAUCUUAUACGUCACCCCGAACAGACGACAGUCGCUAAAAAUAAACAAGACUUUUUCCUUGCUGUACAGUGUGGUGACUCCACUAUUAAACCCAAUCAUCUACAGCCUGAGGAACCAAGAGAUAAGGAAAGCAUUCUCUUCAUUAAUUUUUAAAAAAAUAUGA
Messenger RNA from Bufo bufo (common toad), 900 nucleotides. Its product is annotated as olfactory receptor 6N2-like. NCBI's taxonomy places the organism in Eukaryota, Metazoa, Chordata, Amphibia, Anura, Bufonidae. Gene Ontology annotation, molecular function: olfactory receptor activity; G protein-coupled receptor activity. The coding region runs from base 145 to 900 and encodes 251 amino acids. The transcript has a single exon. Gene Ontology annotation, biological process: G protein-coupled receptor signaling pathway. The record is from RefSeq and is a predicted model, not a curated record. Gene Ontology annotation, cellular component: membrane.